CACAAGAUGGCGAACAUCGCAUGAAAUUUUUACUCUCAACAUGAAUUCGUGAGUAAUAGCAGGGGAGCCAUAGUCGUCUUUUUAUUUUGAAAAUUUCACCCUAGUAUUAUUUUUUUCCAUACUAUAUUUCCCUUCGCAAAUUUAAGCAAAAUCGAAACUCAUUAACAAUGUUUCAGUCGAUCAAUCUGAACGACUAGCCUGUUAGCUAGUUAGCUAGCUAGUUAUAAUCGAUACUUUCCUAUAGCUAGCAAUCUUUCCAAUAGGCUGUCUAUCCUGAGCGGUUAGCUAGGUAGCUAGCAAGGAAUGGUAACUCGUGUAGGUAGUAUAAUAAACUUAGCUAGCUAGAUAAUUAAUUAAAGAACGAGCUAGGUAACUGUAUGGGAAUCUGAAGCUAAUGAGAUGUCGGGAUCUAGCUAGGUAGCUAACUUCUAUUAUUGCUAUUGAUUGACUGGCUGACUAGCAAGUAAAGUUGCAAGCCAGCUAGUUCGCUAGCCAGAUUAGUACCAGUAGCAUGCGGCUAGCUAGAUGUUUAAGUAACUAGCAAGCCACCGAUCCUGAACAUAAUGGACACACACCCGUGACAAAAUAAAACAUUCUUCGCACACUAACUAGCUAGGUGACAGGUUAGCUAGUUAGCCAACGAAACACACCCACAGAGUUAGAAAUUGUUAGAUAACCUUAACUAUCCAUAUUGACCAGUGUAAGAGUAUCUCCAUAUUGUUAGCUAGCUAGCCUGCCAGCAAAAAAGUUCAGAUUUGUUUGUUCCUCCUAGCCUUAAUUCUUGGUGGUAUUGAAAUUCACUGUUAUCAUAUUCAUCUUGUCAUUAAGUGAAUAGCCAGAUUUUUAAGUGGCUUGACUGAUCAAACACUUAGAUAACUUUGCAGGGGGUCUUGCUAUUUAAGUAAUCAUUUAAAACACACAAGCACAUGAAAAGAUCAUAAUACACGGCAAUGGGUGUACAGGGGUUUCAGGAGUAUUUAGAAAAACGGUGCCCCGGAGCUGCCGUACCAGUCGACCUAUUAAAACUCGCCCGAACCGCGGCUCGACAUCAGCCGCACCCUCACCACUAUCAUCCCCAUCAGCAUCAUCACCCAGGCUCUCUGCCUCCCCCGCCAUCUCUUCCAACACCAGUACGGGUUCUGGUCGAUGCAGACUCCGGGCUGCAGCGCCUGUAUGGAGGCUACCAGACCGACUGGGUGUGUGGCGGCGAGUGGAAUGCGAUGUUGGGCUACCUGGGCGCGCUUUCCCAGGCGUGUCUGUACCAAGGUGGCCUCGAGUUGGUGGUGGUUUUCAAUGGCACUUUGGGGAAGGACCGAUGGCCAGAGUGGGCGCGACGGGCCCAGGGACAGCGACAAACGGCACAGCUCAUUGUAAACCAUGUCGGCACCAAGGCGACACCGCCCCCGAGGGCUUGGUUCCUUCCCCCGGCUUGUCUUAGCCACUGUGUACGUCUGGCAAUGCUCCGCUUCCGCGUUCGGGUGGUGCAGACACUGGAGGAUCACCACCAGGAGGUGCUGUCCCUUUACAGGGACCAUGGUUUCCAGGGUCUGAUUGCCCAGGACUCAGAAUUUGCACUGUGCAACGUCCCGGCCUAUUUCAGUUCCCAUGCGCUCAAACUCUCCUGGAAUGGGAAGAACCUCACAACUCAUCAGUACCUGCUGGCUGAGGCUGCCCGGCAGCUGGGCCUGAAGACACAACAUCUUCCCACCUUUGCUGCUCUGCUGGGCAAUCACAUUUUGCCAGAUGAAGACUUAGCUGCCUUCCACUGGAGUCUGCUGGGGCCAGAGCAUCCACUGGCCUCUCUCAAGAUGAAGUCUCAUCAGUUGGUUCUCCCACCGUGUGAGGUUGUCAUCAAGGCUGUGUCCGAGUACGUCGCCUCCAUCAAAGACCUGGCUAAUCUGGAUGCUGUGGCUAAGGAUGUCUUCAAGCAGUCUCAGUCACGCACAGAAGAUAAGAUGGCGAGGUUUAAGAAAGCAGUGGAGUAUUUUUCAGCAGCAAGUAAACCCCGCCCACUCACAAUGGGACCCCGCCCACCAUACCUCUUCCCAGGCUUUGUUCCUGGUCAUAUUGGGGGUCCCCCAGGUCACAUGGGUGCAUUGCCACCUGGAAAGGCUCAGGUGACGGGCUAUAAGGUGCCUUAUCAUGGUGUGCCACACGGACCUGUGUCAGCUCCCGGCCCCGCCCUUCUGUUCCAGAACCCACCGCCUCUGCAGGACUGCAGUGAUUCAUUGGAAGGAAAAACAGGCUUAUCUGAGUGGUCAGCUCCAUAUGACUCCUCCCAGGGGGGAGGCAAGCUACCCAAUCACCACACAGCUGCUGCCUCAGGCCCCUCACCCUCCCCGCCAUCUUCCUUUGAUGGAGAUGAACAAAACAACAAUAGCGCCAACCAUGUGACUGAUUCAGCCUCCAAGUGGGAGGAUCCAACAAGCCAAGGGUUUGGGGCCUCAGGGGAUGGUUCCCAUGUCAAUAGUGGUGGCAUUCCAUCACUCCUCUCCAUGGCAACACGGAGUCACAUGGACAUCACCACACCCCCAUUGCCCCGGGUCAGCACAGAGGUGCUCAGGGUGGCAGAACACAGGCAUAGGAGAGGGCUCAUGUACCCCCACAUCUACCACAUCCUUACCAAGGGAGAGGUGAAGAUGCCGGUCUGCAUAGAGGAUGAGUGUAAUCCUGACCUGCCCCCGGCCUCCUUGCUGUUCCGCUCAGCCCGUCAGUAUGCCUACGGGGUUCUGUUCAGCCUGGCGGAGACCCACAGAAGGCUGGAGAGGGCAGCACUGCGCCGGAGAGGCCCACUGGAGGUGCCCCCAGUAGUGGUGAAGGAGUGGUGCCCCAGCAAGGCCAAAUCGGCUCUCACCCCCGACCUCGUGCCAGCACUGUGCUUCCGGGAGUGGACCUGCCCCAACUUGCGUCGCCUGUGGCUGGGCCGAGCCUCUGAGGAUCGGAGCCGCCGGACCCGGGCCUUCCUUGCCUGCAUGCGCUCCGACUGUCCCGCCCUGCUCAACCCCGCCUGUGUGCCCUCUCACCUGCUGCUCAUGUGCUGCGUGCUCAGGUAUAUGAUGCAGUGGCCGGGGGGCCGCAUCCUGCAGCGCCACGAGCUGGAUGCCUUUUUGGCGCAGGCCGUAUCGAGUCAGCUAUACGACACAGAGAAGCUACAGGAGCACAAGGUGGAUAAAGUAGACGGUCGUGGGGUUCAGUUGGCUGCUCUGUUCAUGAGUGGGGUGGAUACGGCCCUCUUCGUUAAUGACGUGUGCGGACAGCCUCUCCCCUGGGACCAUUGCUGCCCCUGGGGCUUCUUCGAUGGCAAACUCUUCCAGAGCAAGCUGGCCCUGACGCGGGAGAGAGGCACUCUGCUCGAUCUGUGUGAGGGUCAGGAGGAGCAGGUGACUCGCGUAGAGAAUAUGCGCCAAGCUAUCCUGGAAGGCAUCAAUCUCUCCCGCCCACCUCCACCUCCGCCACCUCUGCCUCCCCCAGCAUUCCUGCCCCCGUCUAUGGCACCACCCUUCUACCCCCCGCCUCAUCUCUACCCUCCUCGGCCCCUAGGCUCCCUGCCCCCCCCACACCACCAGCAUCCACCUCCACACAGACCACGUGGCUUCCCAGGUAUUCAGCCUAUCCCCCCCCAGGGAGGAAAGUUGGAAAUAGCCGGCAUGGUUGUGGGACAGUGGGCUGGUAACAAACCACUCCGAGGGAGGGGGGGUUUCGACAUGCAGGUGGUGUCAGUUGGAGGGAAAGGACGGGGGAGAGAAGUAUCUGCAAGAGGAAGGGGCGGGAAAAAAGUGGUAACAAAUCGAACUCAGACUCUGUCCACUGCCCCAACCUCUACCAGUCCCCCCAAAAUUUCAGAGGAUUCCACAGGGGAAGGAAAACCUGGACCUGGGGAGGUGCCAGGGGGCAUGUCCCAACAUUUGAAUGGCAGUUCUCCAGCACCCACUAUUGGUCCGCCUAUGGACCCGCCUCCAUUGGUCCAGCCAAUCCAAUGUGCCUUAGCCAGCAGGGACAGCCAAUCCGAGGCCAGGGCAGAGACGGAGGACCCCUCUUGCCUUGACGACUGCCAGUCCGAUGGAGUGCUACAGAAAGAAGAGUAGACGCAUCCCAAAAUAUAGGACGGUGGGAGAAAAUCCACAAUAUACUGCCUUUGCCAUGCUAAGGUCUAAUCAUUCAAAACACACACACACACACACACACACACACACACACACACACUGCUGUACAGUAUAAUACAGUUAAAUGUUGAACAGUAGAGCACAGACAAAAUGUGCAGUGUAGUUCUUUUGAGGAACCAUACUGCAUAGUGUGUCACAAAGUGUUGAACAACAGUAAUAAGCAGCAGUUCUGUAUUCAAUUGCACUAUACUGACUGUAGCUAUAUUGUACUGUACAAAGGCUUUUAAUUUGGGUUUGGAAAGAUGUAGGUGAUCAUGUUGCAUUCAUUUAUAUAAUAAUGUGUAUACAAUAUAGACACAAAACAGAUUCUGAGGCAGUGUUUCCCGCACAGGCAAGAUUAGCUAUGGCAAUAAAGUUAUUUGGGGAGGACAGAUCAAGAAAUACUUGAGGGCAAGUACUAUUUUGGGUAAAAAUAAUGUUUUAAUAUGUAUAACUUACAUACUUUAAAACUGUUUACGUCAAAAGAUAUUUACAGUUGGGAUUUAGGUUGUUUACAUGCUGUGCCUCAUUUAACAGGCUGCAUGCGUGUCCUUUCACAGGCUGCAAAACAUAGCUGGACAUCCAGUUAACCUGAAAUCUAAUUUCAUAUUUUAAAAGCUGCUGGUACUUCAGUCUAAUGAUUCAUUCCAACUGUUGAAAUGUUGUAAAAUGUUUUUUUAAAUUGGCCUUAUUGAUUAGCUUUGAAUUAAUUGAAGUCAAGAAGUUAUCAGUACAAAAAUACCUUUUCACUUUGUUCUCAUUAAAAUGUACUUUUGGUUGUGCUAAUUUCAUAUUUAUACUGCCAGUGACCACACUUUAUAUCAUGUAUCCAUUCAAAAUUCCACUCAGAGACAACAUUCUGUUCCCAGAGCCCUGUGGAGGUGCUGGUCAAUUCUUUGUGUGACAAAGGCUCAAUAGAGCCACUUUCUAAGCCAGAAUUGGUAGUGGGUCUGCAGAGGGCACCUUAUCCUCUUCUGCAGUCGAUUUUCUGCAGCUUUUCAGGAGGCAGUGGUGGAGCAAUGGAAACAAAAGGGGCUUACGUAAUAAUUGGUUUUAAAUGUAGGUGGUCAUAUUAUGCACAGUGUCUUCAUAAUGCUAUAUUCAGGUUUAACAUGUUGUCAGCAAAUUUUGAAAUACUGGAGUGGAAAUCUUGCACAUUUCCUUUUUAUGACAGCCAAAUGAAAACCUCAGUGCUGGCCUUAACCAAGCUUGCAGCUUAAAGCAAAAUAGGAAAAGGAAAAUGUACCGUUGUCAGGGAAUUACAUUACACUCAUAUGUAAUUACCUUACCAGUUCAUUUUAACAUAAUUCUGAUAUUUGAGCAAAAAUGACCAUGGAAGUACUUACCAAAUUGAACAGUACAGCUCCACAUACAUUGUCAUACUCUUUGUGGCUUUGCUUCAGAGAUGGACAUAAUUUCUUUUUGGAUGACAAACACUAGAAAACCAAUGGGGACUUCAGUAUUGACAGCUAAGGAGGCGCAAGAACUGCCAAGGCUUUUAAGUUAUGCUGACAUUAUAAAAUAGUUUAAAUAUCCUGAAAUAUUUAAGUGGUCUGCAUGCAAUUUAAAAAAGAUAUUUACUAUUCAGAAUAAUUAAUGUCCAUGCACUUUCUAUUUAUUUUAUAGUGGCUAAAAUACAUUGCAUAUUUUACAGUAAGGUCAUUGUAAAUGUUUGAGGAAUUCCACUUCAGCAAGUGACUAAAAGGUGUUGUAUUUCAGAGCUAGUAGGGGUUAUGUUUUGCUGCAGAACAGCAGACCAUCCACAUUUUGAACAGAGCUGAAAUCAUUCAUAUUGGCCAAGACCCUCCACUUAGGUUCCUGAGAAAUCAGAUUGAGCACAUUUGUGUUGGAUAAAAAAGUUAAUCUUUCUUGUUUGUACAGCUAAUUCUAAUUUUUUUUAACAUUUUUUAAUUAUAAAGCUAAUCUUAUUGAUUUUAUUUUUAAUCUAAGAGCUGUCGCCAAGGCGGGCAGAUUUCUUGCUUAUACUGGUCGUCUUGGCAAACGCUAUCUGCGGGAAACACUGCUUGGUGGGAAUCAUGUGUUUAUACAUUAGUGAUGUAGGUAGGGGGUCUCUGUGGCUUUCAUAAAAGGCUCAUUGUUUUUGAGUGAGUUUGAGAGCAUGGGAAGUAUUCACAAGAAAAAUGUAAAAGGAAGUGCUGAGUUUUAGGUGAUGGGAGCUACAGAAUGAGUAGGAAAUGAGGUACAGAAUGAUACAGGACUAGAGGGGGACCCAUAAAAUGAGCUUACUGAAGUAAUACGAUUCUAAUAUGAAAAGUAUGACUCUUUUUCGUUUACUAUUUCUGUGAUUAAUUCUAACCCCUCUCUAAAAUUUUCUGUAUGAGCAAAUAAGAAUGCUUCAGCUUUGCAGCAUCAAAUUAGAGACACCAACAAGUAAAACUAACCCAAAUUAACCCACCAAAUCUAAAUUUUGUAGUCAUCUGAAUCUUCAGCACCUUAAGCCCCAAAUUUUAUAUGGCACAGCUGAUGCACCUUUAUUUACUUAGAAAUGAUUGGACCUCAUCCUUUAAAGAAUGUAAAGGACAAUACGAUUGACCCAACCUUUAAUGGCCUCCUUUAAAUGGCAUUCAUCUUAUUGAGAGUUAAUUUUAAGCCUGUACAUAUAGGACACUUAAAGUGUAGAUGCAGCACCUUUAAUAUGUGCAGAUAUCAAUGGGGAUGGGAGUGUGAGGCUUCAUGAACCACAGAAUUUGUGGAGCUAGUGUGUGUAAUCAGUGACUGUGGAGAGCAGUCAUUUAAAAGGUUCUCAUAAGUCAGUGAUUGCACUCAUUAUGUAUGUGCUUCUUACUAUACAUGGGUCUCUGCGCGUUUGUGUGUUUCAUCAUGAUUGUAGAAUGACAUUUGAUGUAAACCAGUAUGGUUAUAUUCUUUAUUUCAAAAUUUAAAAUAAGAUUAAAUACCUUCAAUGUAAUAGGUCACACAUUGCACAUUAAUGCCAAUUUAGAAAAUGUUAGAGAAAAUUGAUCAUAGAAAUCUCAACCCCCUGGGUUGUCCUCUGCCAGGUUAAAAUAGGAGGCUUGUACAUUUGUUCCCUGAAAACCAAAAUGUACUCUGUUAGCUGGAGGAAAAUGUUAUCCUUACCCUGAAUUUGGAAUGUACGGUGUUAGAUGCAGAAAUCUUCAGGUGGAUUCAGGAAGGGGAAAAAUAUGAAUGCAUGAAGAAAUGAGGGAGUGAGUAAUGAAAAGUAAGAGAAACAGUUUGUGUCAGAGUGGAAAAUAUUUUUUAACAAGAAGCAAUCAAAUAUAUUUGAUAAUUAUCUGUUUUCAGGCCUUUAGAUAAACAUUCAAAAAAUAUUUCAUAAUAACAAAUUUAACUAUGAAGUAUAAAGCCUACUUCAAGCACCUUAUUUUGUUAUGCUAGUAAUGAUGUUUUAACAUUACCACAAAAUAUAUUUCUAUUAAUUGCCUUUUGACAAUAAUUCUUUAUAUUUAAGUGCUUAUAUGUGGUUGAUUGAUUCUCUUUGUUACCCCCAGAUUUAAUUGGAAAGUUACACUAAAUCACUUUAAAUGCCCUUUUGAUGAAGUCACCUUAAUAUUACCAAAUUGUCCAAAACAAAAACCAAUGUAAAACAAUGGUUUGCAACUCUUAAAAAUUUUCUGUUGGCCAAAACGUGGCUGUGGUACACAAUUGUUUAAUGGACUCAGCUUUUGUAUACUAGGUCUACGCAAAGAAAGGUUAGUGAGUUCAAUUUUACAAGCCUAGGCUUUUGAAUAAUGAACAUACUGGCUUUUAUGGGACUUCAGUACAGUGAAUCUCUCUUGGUGUACUGUACUGUCCGAGUCUGUGGUUUACUGUCCUGUACUUUAUCGGCCCUUGCGAACUGGACUGGUGUUAUUGUGACUGUAUUGGUCUGGACUUUGGCCAUAGUAUAAAUAUUGUGUUUUGUUGAUUAGGUACAGUACGGGAUUUAAGGGUACGAUAGCAUAUAUUUAACUCAAGCAAUUUUAGCCACUUGCACACUUACACAACCAAACACACAUUCUCACACACAAAACAUCCCUCUCUCUGCUAGUGCCCAGUGUUUGUGUAGUGUGUCAGUUGUCAUUGUGAUUGUAAAUGAGCAACCCUUCGGCCGCUUCAAUUCCAGGACAUAGGCUCAUAGGCCAGAAUGAAAAAGCAGAUCAAGUACCAUGUUAUGUUUACACUCAUGGGAAAGGCGUAGUUUCACUGAGCAAAUACCAUUCUGCAUUUUUACAAAUGUGUUUUAAAAGCCAUUUUACAAUUCAGGGCCUUAGAUUUUGCACUUUUGCUAAUUUAGAGCACAGAGGAGAGUUGCGUGAUUCAUACAGUUGAAACUUUUUUUUUAUUUCACUUGUGCUUUAAAGUUGAUGUGUCUGUAUCAGGUCUCUGGUAUAGAGAUACCCUAAUCUGUCUGAGAUCAGUAGGAACUUUUCAGUUGGCAGAGGGAAAAUGAACUUUCUGAUACAAGAGUUACAGAGAAAUUUGAUGUAGAAAAUACCACUCAUAUUGUUUUGGUAUGGCUGAAAAUUGGUGUGCAGAACACAUGGUCUCAAUCUCAUCCAAGUUAAAAACUGCUUUAGUACAAGUCCCCUGCAUAUUUUUGACUACUCAACAUGUAAUGUCAUUUUGCUGUUUAAACAAUGGGUGCAUCUGGUACUUGGCCUGCUCUUUCAUUUUCUGCAUCUGUAGUUGAAGGGCUUAAAACACUUGUACUGAUUGACACACAGAUACUGAUGCACAUGAUGAAAUGUAAAUAUUGAGACACUGAGAUGCAGUGACAUACAGUCAAAUACAGGAGAGAAGUCACAUACCGACACAGUGACACAAUGGUGAGUUGUAUCCACAGUAUGGUCACACUUAGUUUGUUAUUUUAGUUAUUUUGUCUUAUGAUUCUCUUUCUUUGUCAAAAAUAUAGUUUCUCUCUAACUUUAUGGAUUCAUCAUUUCUUCCUCUACAUCUUUUGCUUUUUUAGUCUUUCUCUACAUGGUCCACUAUCCUAACCCAUUUAAACAUUUAUGAAAAACACAGAAUAAUUAAUACUGAUGGUAAUAUUAUUAGAUAACUGUAGUGAAAAUGAUACAGUAAUAGUAGUAACUACAAUUGUUAUGCUUGGAGUACAGAACCUCAGCCUGCAGGUGUUAAAUGGUGGUUGUAUUCCAUUGCUUUCUGUUUCUUUCCCAGUUUGUGAUUGCAGUUUCCAGUUAAAGGCAGAAAGGAAUAGAUGUGUAGAUCAUUCUAGAACUUGACCACACACACAGGAAUAUAAGUAUACACCACGAUCACAGUAACAAAUACACAAGUUCAGGUUCCCUUCCUACAAACGAAUACUUGUCAAACAAAUAUACUGACACUCACAAAUAGAUGAGAUUGCUGAUCAGAAAGUCGAGUCGUAAAGUCGAUGUUUAUGUUGGUUUUUCAGCUUAAUAGACGCAGAUUUCGAAUGCUGAAUCAUACCUGAUACAUGUAAAAUGUGCUGAAUUUUAAUUUUAAGCGGAUUACUCCUUAAAUGAAGCUACUUUCAUAGUAAUAGUGCACCACCUUCGAGAUACAGAUACGCUGUCUAAGUUAUCCGCUUGUAAAUUGUCUCAGAUUAGACCACUUUUCACCCCUUCCACCUAAUUCCACUAACCUUAUUUUUUCCCUGCUGAAGGUCUCUUAUCCCCUAAGCCACAUCCUCACUCGCUGUCUGCUUGAUUCUCUUAUGUCUGCAGCAGAGAUAACAGUAAUGACAAGAUAAUAGCAAUGUUAGUGGUGACUGAGACUAUUUCUGUACGUACUUAUAAUCAGACUGAUGGAGAAAGUAAAAUAUUUGAAACGUGAGUGAGAAAUCCUAAACUUUGUAACCAUUUCAUUUUCUAAAUGUGCAUAUGUUUUUCUUACUAUUUUCAAUGGUAUUGCUACUGCUAAUCCUUUUACCGUUGCUACUUUUGGUGUUGAAAUAUGCGUAGUGGAACUGAACAUUUUAAACUAACGAUCGCAAUGUUCCCUAUAUUUUGUAUUGUAUUGUGUUUAGUACCACUUCACCU
Molecule: messenger RNA, 10147 nt
Organism: Megalops cyprinoides (Indo-Pacific tarpon)
Lineage: Eukaryota; Metazoa; Chordata; Actinopteri; Elopiformes; Megalopidae
Gene: fam120c
Product: family with sequence similarity 120C
Exons: 16
Coding region: 951-4085 (1044 amino acids)
Cellular component (GO): nucleus
Source: RefSeq, a predicted model, not a curated record